Aspergillus pseudotamarii is the source of this 930-nucleotide messenger RNA. RefSeq lists its product as uncharacterized. The transcript is spliced from 3 exons. The record is from RefSeq and is a predicted model, not a curated record. Lineage: Eukaryota; Fungi; Ascomycota; Eurotiomycetes; Eurotiales; Aspergillaceae. The coding region runs from base 1 to 930 and encodes 309 amino acids.
AUGAAUUACAUCUUUCUAAUAUGGACUCUCCUCCCCUUGAAAUCCUUUGCUUUCAAGGAUUCCACAUUCGACCCCGAAUACAACUUCCGUCUUAGGAACAUAACGGGCUUGCCGUAUUUCCUCUACUCAUGGAUUGGAUCGUACUAUAACGGCACCACAACAUUCAACUUGGAAUAUCUCCUAGAUGGCAAUGGCGAUCAGGUGUGCCGUACCUUUCGAAAUAAAACCACAAUAUUCGCAUCUGAAUCUAUACUGGCCGUGACAAAGACAAACCCCGAUGACGAGGGAAAGAAUCCAGUACAAAUUGCUCUCAAAUCGGCAUUAACAGACUUUGACUUUGUCCACGCUUCCGAUAUGGGAAACGAAGAAAGAAACUUAAGGCACAUAAUUCCAGGCUACACAAGUGAAUCGCAUAAGCCCUACUUCAAUUUUUCGCUCGCAAACGAUCUCGGUCCGCCGUACCACAUCACAGGAGUAUCUAAUGACACUGGACGGGGUAUCAAGACUGUGGAGAUGAACAUGAGUUCCUGUGAUGAUCCGGCCGAUACAUGGUGGGGUCUUACCUUCCUAGACCAGGGCAAUUAUAACCCGGAAAAGAUUCCUAUCACAGAGCCCAUAGCCAGUGUAAUGUUCGAUAACCAAUCGGCCAGUUUCUCUCUUAAUGGCUGGUUCUUGAUCAAUAAUGAGAAAGGGGAUGCUAUGUAUGGAGAAGGAUUGAUUGAAUUUCUGGGGAAGAUAGACCCUCUUCACUCGGACAUUUCGAACAAGGGAGGCAACCCUUCAUGGACUCCAACGCUUGGAUUUGGGAAUAACUCAAUGAACAUGAGAUUUGGGGAGGAGUCCCAGGAGUCAGUAGCAUUCCGUAAUGGUGCCCGCGAAUGGUUGAUUCUCUGGCCACUUGUUGGCCUUAUAUUUGGCUCUCUCAUUUAG